CACAAAAGACCUUAGAAACCCUCCACCAAAUGGAGGAUGGGGACAUCCAUGUCUUAAUUAUAAAAUUCCUAAGGCUACCCUUUUCAUUUAAAAUACCUACCCUUUAACGACCACUCUCCUGUUUUCUAACAUUCAAUCCUUUUGGUCCAAAAUUUUCAGCUAUGGCAGAGUUAGAGAACCCAAGUCUGAUGCCAAAUCUCAUAACAUACUUGUCUUGUCUUCUCCAAAAAGUAGCUGAGUCCAACGAUGUAAACUGCCGGUUCCAGCCUCAGAAAGUUUCAGUCUUUCAUGGUCUAACUCGACCAACUAUCUCAAUUCAAAGUUAUUUGGACAGGAUUUAUAAGUAUGCAAAUUGUAGCCCUUCCUGUUUUAUCGUUGCAUACAUUUACCUUGAUCGGUUUGCUAAAAAAAAACCCACUUUGCCCAUCAAUUCAUUCAAUGUUCAUCGCCUGCUUAUUACAAGUGUCAUGGUUGCUGCCAAGUUCAUGGAUGAUAUAUAUUAUAACAAUGCUUACUAUGCAAAAGUUGGAGGAAUCAGCACAAUAGAAAUGAAUUACCUUGAAAUGGAUUUUUUAUUUGGGUUGGGUUUUCAUUUAAAUGUAGCCCCCAAUACUUUUUACACUUACUUCACUUACCUACAAAGAGAGAUCAUGUUGCAACCACCACCAAGUAUUGCAGAAUCAUCAUUAAGUCUUGAUAGGUCAUUAAAAGUCCACUUAUGUUUCAAUGAAGAAGAAUCCUCUCAUCAAAAUCAACAACAAUUAGCUGUUUAAGGACAGCCUUUGUAGAGGUAGAUGUAGAGAUAGUGACUUUGUUAUAAGCAAUUUAUGCAUCACCUGUGCACUAAAAACCCACAUGUUGGCCUCUCUUUCUUUCUCUUCUUUUAUCAUUUUGUUUGUAUUGUGGUUUCCUUUUUUGGGUUUUUGGAUCUCAAAUUGUUUAUGUAAUGUACAGAUGGGAGUUUCUUCUUUACAGUCUGUCUGGGCUAUAUAUCAAAAAGUGUCAUUAUCAAUCAA
Messenger RNA from Gossypium arboreum, 1016 nucleotides. Its product is annotated as cyclin-U4-1-like. The transcript has 2 exons. NCBI's taxonomy places the organism in Eukaryota, Viridiplantae, Streptophyta, Magnoliopsida, Malvales, Malvaceae. The coding region runs from base 162 to 773 and encodes 203 amino acids. Gene Ontology annotation, molecular function: protein kinase binding. Gene Ontology annotation, biological process: regulation of cyclin-dependent protein serine/threonine kinase activity. The record is from RefSeq and is a predicted model, not a curated record.